ACCAUAUACUUCGCUAAAUUUAUAAGAACAUUUCGAUGGGCACAACUUUAUCGUAUCUCUCCGUUAUUAACUUUCCUCUAUGAUUUAGUAAUUUAAUUAUGAUUCCAGUCUCUAUACAUUAUUCCAGCAGAUCAUUUAGGCAACACAACGUAUCACAUCGAAAGCGCCUCGCUAUCAUUUAAAAUGGGUUAGUCUUUCAUUUUAACCUAAACAAGCUAUUAAAACGUUUCAGUUUAUAUCCUAUACCGACACUAACGACCGUAUUUUUUCAGGCAAAACAUCAAAUUAUUUAAUUAAAGACUCAGAUUUUAGUCAGAGCAUUUACCGUGAAUCGAACUCAGGUCUCAAGCUUGGAAGGCAGCUAUUUAACCAUUGAACCACCAUCACUUUUGGAAUAAAGGAGCCAAUAACAAUUACAAUUUCGGUGGUUUCUGUUUACAAUCGCGGUGCAAUAUCCACAUGGAGCCUCGCAUUCCCUGGCGAAAUGUCAGUUUUUAUUACAAUUGUAACAUCUUUGUCCCCCCUUUCUCCCUUCCUCUGACGUUCCAUUUCUGUCCGACCUAGUCCUGUUCUCUCUGUCUUUCUUAGGUCCUUUCCCCUUUAGGCCUCCUUCAUGCCUGUCCAGAAUUACCCCGAUAGUUACGGUCAGAUGUUUUGACUCAACCUGUUCUCUCUGUUUACAGUCUCGGMGAUUGUGGCCUAUUUUAUUGCAGUAUUUACACGGAGCCUCACAAUCUCUAGUAAAAUGACCCGUUUUUUUACUCUUAAAGCGUCUAUCUCUCCCUUUCUUCUGACCGUCUCUAUCCACUUUUGUCGACUUUCUCCCUUUCUCUACCUCUAUUAUCCCUCCCUCGGCUCCAGCAGGCUCCGCAUAUGGUGGUGGUGGUUGUGCGGGCAGCACCUGCUGCCGUCUCCUCACCACCACUAUUUCAUCAUCAGGAUUAUCUCUCCACGCCAGAUCGGCCAGAGAGGGAUGCAAUUUAGGCUUAUGGGGAGCCUCCUGAGGAGCCGUGGGAAUCCUCGUUUUCUGUUCCCGACAACCUACUUCUUUUUUUCUUUUCUCCCUCAGCUCUCUUCCUCGCCUCGGCUAACCAUACCCUUGCUGUAUCAAGCCCCUCUGCCCGUUGUUUAUCUGCCUUGUCUCCACAAACCCUAUUUAUUUGUUUAAUCAUUGAUUCCAGUUUUUCUUUAUUUAAAUGUAUGUCAAAUUCAUACUUUUUCCUCCAUUUUAAACAGAAUUCAAUGUUCCUUCUGUCUUUCUGCUCCAUAUAACGAUGAUCUCCCGUCCAUUCCGGGACCUCCUUGGAGGAUUUACUACCCAUGUUUAAUAAAUCCUUGCCGCUCCUAGUAGCUAUGUUUGACCUGACAGGACUUAGUGUGUUUGAGUACACACACCCCUGUGACCACGAGGAGCUAAGGGAGAUCCUGGUACACAGAACAGGGACCUCUAAAAAGGCCAAGGGACCAAACACAGAGCGCAGCUUCUUCCUGCGGAUGAAAUGUACCCUCACCAGCAGGGGGCGCACUGUCAAUGUCAAAUCAGCCACCUGGAAGGUUCUCCACUGCUCAGGCCAUGUGCGAGUCCAUGAAGCCCCAGCUGAGCAGAGCCCCUGUGGGCACAAGGAGCCGCCCGUCUCCUACCUGGUGCUGGUCUGUGACCCCAUCCCCCACCCCUCCAACAUCGAGGCGCCGUUGGACACCAAGACCUUCCUCAGCCGCCACACACUGGACAUGAAGUUCACCUAUUGUGACGAGAGGAUCACUGAGCUGAUGGGCUAUGAUCCAGAGGACCUGUUAAAUCGCUCUGUGUAUGAGUACUACCAUGCCUUGGACUCAGACCACCUCACUAAGACCCAUCACAACUUGUUUGUUAAGGGCCAGGUGAGCACAGGCCAGUACCGCAUGCUGGCUAAGAUAGGUGGCUUUGUGUGGGUGGAGACUCAGGCCACUGUUAUCUACAACAGCAAGAACUCCCAGCCCCAGUGUGUUGUCUCUGUCAACUUUGUGCUCAGUGGCAUUGAGGAGGAGAAAAUGGUGCUGUCUCUGGAGCAGACUGAGGACAUGAGGUCUGUAAAGAAGGAGCUGGUGGAGGAGGAAGAAGAGGACGAGGGCUCAGAGGCAGAGGUGUCCCCUGUGCUCCUGAAGGAGGAGAAGGUGGAUGUGAUGAAGCUGUUCACCCAGGCAAUGGAGGCCCAGCCGCUGGCCAGCCUGUACGACAGACUGAAGGAGGAACCAGAGGCCCUCACCCUUCUGGCCCCGGCCGCAGGAGACACCAUCAUCUCCCUGGACUUCAGCAGCCCCGACUCUGACAUCCUGCUGACGGACGUGCCACUCUACAACGAUGUGAUGCUGCCCUCCACCAGUGACAAGCUGGCCCUGCCUCACUCUAUGCUGCCCCCCAGUGAAGAGCCCCUGAGCCCCAGCGCCUCAGUGGAGACCAAGGCAGGUCCAGACUCCUUCAGCACCCCAGGCAGCCACAACUCAACUGAGCCUGACAGCCCGCUGAACUUCUGUUUUCCAAUGGACUCUGACAUCAGUGCUGCGCUUAAACUGGACCUGGUGGAAAGACUGUUUGCCAUCGACACAAAGCCCAAGACGCCUUUCACCUCACAGGGCAUGGAGGACCUGGACCUGGAUAUGUUGGCCCCAUACAUCCCCAUGGAUGAUGACUUCCAGCUGCGCACCCUGUCCCCAGAGGAGCCCCCGUCGUGUGGCCCAGCCCAACCCCUGGAGAGCUCUCCUCUGUGCUCUCCUCUGCACCUCACCCAGGAUGUCCACAGCUACACUGAUUCCCCCUUCAGUGCCCCAAGCAGCCGGACAGCUUCCCCAGCCCCGGAGCUGGCAGCUAGCCCUUGCCCUGCCUCCUUACUCACCAUGAGGGCGCCUCAGAUGGACAGAGAGAUCUCCCUCAGGACACUGGCCACCCAGAACUCACAGCUCAAGAGAAAGUUGUCUCUGUCUCAGGCUGUCGGAAUAGUACAUAGGGCAUUGCUCCAGGACCCUCCUGGGCCAGGUAAAAAGCUCAAGGUGUCUGAGCUGGGCAGCUCUGAGGCUCCUUCCAACAGGACCGUACUGCUCCUACCUACAGACCUGGCAAGCUGCCUGCUUGGCAUCUCCUCGGAGGGCAGCGGUUCGCCCUUCACCCUUCCACAGCUGACCCGGUAUGACUGUGAGGUUAAUGCCCCUGUGGUGGGUCGCCAGCACCUGCUGCAGGGCGAGGAUCUGCUGUGUGCCCUGGACCAAGUCAACUGAGUCAACGCUUAGCCUGCCCCCUGCUGGACCAGACUAGACACUACAACUUCUCACUCACUUCCUGUCCACCCACUGCCACUUUAUUUGUCUCUGUGUGAGUUUGAUAUUAUACUUUGGCUGCCGUCUGCAUCCACCAAGUGAUCUCUGCAGCGUUCCACCUUGAUGAAAGUCAUACAGAGUUGGUGUAAGGGAUGUGGUAGUGUUUGUAGGUAGAGGCACGUAAUUGUUUCUUUCUCGGGAGUCUGACAGCACACGUAUGGCACCUCCAUGGAUGGCUCUGUUGUCUGGUCUCCAUGGAAACCGGUGGCGCUACUGCCAGCAGUGUAUUGUAAGCUUUAAUUGCACAAUUUAUAUAUAUUUUUGAAAUACGAUUACCAGCAAUAUAUAUAUUACGGCUUUUUAAAAGUCGUUUUAAUGGAAUUUCAACCAUUUUAUUGGACUUUUUCCUCUGUAUUCUUAUGUUGUGUACAACAAUAGUAUAUGGUCCAGAAGGCUGAGUUCAUUGUUUCAUUGGAUGUUAUAUCCUCAUUACUGGUUACCAGUAUUUUAGGCAUAAGUGUGUGUUACUGUGCAUUGACCAGGGGAACUUUCCGAGAUGUCUUAAAGCCUUGUCAUGAGUAAUAAAAUACAUGUGGAAAGGUAUAAUAGGAACUAAAUCCAGUGUUUGUUUUUAACAAUGGAGGAUUCGCCACUCAGUUUGAUCAUGUAUUUCAUAUUUUUAGUCGAGACUCAAACACUUCAUUUAGAAUUUAGUGACGUGUGUCAUAUGAUCAUCAUUUUACCAGUAUAAUUAUCUCAUCAUUAGUAGCAAGCAAGUGUUAUGCUUGCAUAACUGUUUUCAAUUUUUUUUGUCUGUUUUAUGGCAUUGGUCCACAUACUGUAGUGUUGUCAUGCUUCCUGUUGCUGUGUAAAAUAAAACUGAAAAAAAUUAUAAUUGCCUUGUUUAAAACAUA
Messenger RNA from Salvelinus sp. IW2-2015, 4205 nucleotides. RefSeq names its product hypoxia-inducible factor 1-alpha. Gene Ontology annotation, biological process: cellular response to hypoxia; regulation of transcription by RNA polymerase II. Gene Ontology annotation, molecular function: DNA-binding transcription factor activity, RNA polymerase II-specific; protein dimerization activity; RNA polymerase II transcription regulatory region sequence-specific DNA binding. The record is from RefSeq and is a predicted model, not a curated record. Gene Ontology annotation, cellular component: cytoplasm; transcription regulator complex; nucleus. Lineage: Eukaryota; Metazoa; Chordata; Actinopteri; Salmoniformes; Salmonidae.